ACCGUAGCGUAUGCGGUAUGUAGUGAAGUGGAUGGAGUGGAGCCGACACUAGUAACAUACCAACUUGAGCUGAGCCUGAGCGGAGACUACAAUCUGACUGACGACCACACUUGUUUGAACAGACCGAGACCUAGUUUUCCUGAUAAAAAUCACCAUGGCAAUACCUGAGAGCAGCAGUGGUAAUGGCUUCCAGUUUGCCAUCGACAGGGGUGGCACCUUCACUGAUAUCUACUGCAAGUGCCCGACCGGGAAGGAAAUUGUGAUGAAGCUGCUGUCUGUUGAUCCUGCCAACUACUCUGAUGCUCCAAUGGAAGGCAUCAGGAGGAUCCUUGAACAGGAAACUGGAAUCUCCAUGCCUCAAGGUCAGCCCUUAGAUACGUCUAUCAUCGAUUGGAUCAGGAUGGGAACAACAGUUGCUACCAAUGCCCUGUUGGAGCGCAAGGGGGAGAGAAUGGCGCUAGUCAUCACCAAAGGGUUCCGAGAUCUGCUCCACAUAGGUAACCAAGCCCGUCCAAAGAUAUUUGAUCUGGAGAUAGUAUGCCCUGAGGUGCUCUAUGAGGAAGUAAUUGAAGUGAAGGAGAGGAUGGUCAUCCAACAAGAUAAAUGUGGAUUACCUCAUCAAGAAUUUGCACAAACUUUCACUAGCAGCACCUCUGAAAAGCUAAUAGAAUGGGAUCCAAUCGACAAGGAUACUCUCAAGGCAGAUUUACAGCGAGUUUUGGACAAGGGUAUCAAAAGCUUGGCUGUAGUGCUCAUGCACUCCUACAUGUUUGAAGAUCAUGAGAGAGAGAUAGGAGAGCUUGCUCUAUCAAUGGGUUUUACUCAUGUCUCCUUGUCUGGUUCUAUCAUGCCCAUGGUCCGUAUUGUCCCAAGAGGAUUUACAGCAUGUGCUGAUGCCUACCUUACCCCUUGCAUCAAGUCAUACCUGAACAGCUUCUCUGCAGGGUUCAAAGACAAUCUCAAGGACACACAGGUUCUCUUUAUGCAAUCAGAUGGAGGCCUCACACCAAUGGACAAGUUCAAUGGAUCGCGAGCCAUUCUCUCAGGUCCUGCUGGUGGAGUAGUAGGCUAUGCUCUUACAACCUACAACAGGGUGUCAAGUCUACCUGUUAUUGGUUUUGAUAUGGGAGGUACAUCAACAGACGUUAGCAGGUAUGCCGGAGAGUAUGAGCAUGUGUUUGAGACGACAACAGCAGGUGUGACAAUUCAAGCACCCCAGCUUGAUAUCAAUACUGUUGCUGCUGGAGGUGGCUCACGGUUGUUCUUCCGCUCUGGGAUGUUUGUAGUCGGACCUGAGUCAGCAGGGGCACACCCUGGUCCAACAUGCUACAGAAAAGGAGGACCUCUGUGUGUGACAGAUGCUAACUUAGUUCUGGGACGUCUUCUACCCGAGUAUUUCCCCAAAAUCUUUGGUAAAGAUGAAAAUCAACCUCUUGAUAAGGAUGCUUCCAUGCAAGCCUUUGUAGAUCUGACAGAUCAGGUGAAUGCGUUUUUAUCUGGCCAAGAAGGAAGUAGCAGAACUAACCCCAUGACCCCUGAGGAGGUCGCUAUGGGUUUCAUACGUGUAGCCAACGAGGCCAUGUGUCGUCCAAUCAGAGCCCUAACUCAGGCUAAAGGCCAUGACACAUCUGCUCAUGUGUUGGCCUGCUUCGGUGGUGCUGGAGGCCAGCAUGCUUGUGCAAUAGCUCGAUCUCUGGGUAUGUCAACCGUCUUUAUACACAGGUACUCUGGUAUCCUCUCUGCCUAUGGCAUGGCCCUGGCUGAUGUGGUGCACGAUACUCAGGAACCCUGCGCUGAUUCCUACGGGCCGUCAACAUUCAAGCAUAUAGAUGAACGAAUAGAAGUGUUGAGAGAACAGUGCAUUGAGGAACUCACAAAGGAAGGCUUUGCAAGAGACCACAUAGAGACUGAACCCUACCUCCACAUGCGAUACGACAAAACGGAUUGCGCCCUCAUGUGUUCCGCUGCGUCCUUCCCUGCGACAGGCUCGACAAGCAGUCAUGGGGAUUUCCUUGCUUCCUUCAUGGCAAGGUAUAAGAGAGAGUUUGGCUUCGUCAUCCCAGAAAGGAGGGUUUGUGUGGAUGAUAUCCGAGUCCGAGGGGUGGGCAAAACGUUGAUUCCUCUGGACGCUAAGAAGAAUCCAACAGGAGCUCCGCCAAGGGUUGAAAAGAUGAUAAAAUGCUACUUUGAAGAGGGAUUGCUGGAUACAGCCGUUUAUCUCCUUGACGACCUGUCAUGUGACCAUACCAUCAUAGGCCCCGCCAUCUUGAUUGAGAAGAACAGUACUAUUCUGGUUGAAAAUAACUGUGUCGCUACCUUCACGGAGAACGGAGAUGUGAAGAUACAGGUUGGAAGUGAUGAUCUCAAAGUGAUUGGUACAGACCUUGAUGCUAUCCAGCUUUCCAUCUUCUCUCAUCGGUUCAUGAGCACUGCAGAACAGAUGGGUAGAGUGCUUCAACGAACGUCCAUAUCCACCAACAUCAAGGAGCGGCUUGACUUCUCUUGUGCUAUGUUCGGAUAUGAUGGAGGACUGGUUGCGAAUGCACCCCACAUCCCAGUCCAUCUAGGUGCAAUGCAAAAGACUGUCCAAUAUCAGAUGGAAACAUUAGGUGAUGACUUGAAGGAAGGAGAUGUGAUCUUAUCAAACCAUCCUGCUGCUGGUGGCAGCCAUCUUCCUGAUCUCACCGUCAUCACUCCGGUAUUCUAUCCAGGACAGCCGCGUCCGGUGUUCUAUGUAGCCAGCAGAGGGCAUCAUGCAGACAUAGGGGGAGCCUCGCCAGGAUCCAUGCCUCCAUUCUCCAAGUCAAUAUUUGAGGAAGGAGCCGUCUUCUUUUCCUUCAAACUUGUCAAAGAAGGUGUCUUCCAAGAAGAAGCUGUGACAGCAGAACUAAUGAAGCCAGCUCAGUACCCAGGAUGCACCGGGACAAGGAAUCUCCAUGACAACCUAAGUGACCUCCGUGCACAAGUUGCAGCCAACCACAAGGGUAUAAUCUUGAUCAAACAACUCAUUGAUUACUACACCCUGCCAGUGAUCCAAGCCUAUAUGAAGCACAUCCAGGAUAAUGCUGAGAUCGCGGUCAGGGACAUGCUCAAAGAGAUUGGUCAAAAGACCCUUAGAGAGACCGGACAAACCCGCCUUGCUGCCAUUGACCAUCUUGACGACGGGUCGCUAAUCGCUCUGAAAGUGGACAUCAACGUUGAAAAGGGAACUGCAACAUUUGACUUUAGUGGUACCGGGCCUGAGGUUUAUGGAAACCUGAAUGCACCCUCUGCUGUUUGUCUAUCAGCAGUCAUCUACUGUCUACGAUGCAUGGUCGGACAUGAUAUACCACUCAAUCAGGGUUGCCUGAACCCGAUCAAGAUCAUCAUUCCGGAGGGUAUUCUUCUCAACCCUACCCACAAUGCAGCAGUCAUUGGUGGUAACGUAGAAACAUCGCAGAGGAUUGUAGAUGUCAUACUCAAAGCGUUCCAAGUCUGUGCUGCCUCUCAGGGAACCAUGAACAACUUCACGUUGGGAGAUGAAGAUGUUGGAUACUACGAAACAAUAGCAGGAGGGGCUGGCGCUGGUCCCACGUGGCACGGUAGGAGUGGUGUCCAUGUUCAUAUGACCAACACCAGGAUCACUGAUCCAGAGAUAUUUGAAAGAAGAUAUCCUGUUGUAUUGAAGCAGUUCCAGUUGAACCCUGGCACCGGAGGAGCAGGGCAAUUCCGGGGUGGGGAUGGGGUCAUCAGAGAGGUCCUCUUUAGACGACCCUUGACCAUCGCACUCCUGAGUGAACGCAGGUCGUUUAGACCUUAUGGAAUGAAAGGUGGCUGUGAAGGAAAGCCAGGAAGUAAUCACUUCAUCUUUGCCAAUGGUCAUACUAUCAACCUUGGAAGCAAGAAUACCAUCGAUGUGAAGGCUGGGGAUGUAUUACUUAUCCGCACUCCUGGUGGAGGUGGUUACGGGUCCCCUGACAACAAUGACAACGACGACGAUAGCAACAACAGGCCACGGAAGCGAUCUCGCAAAGAUGAAGAUCCAAACAGUCACUUCCUAGAGAGGGGAAGCGUCUAUGCCUACAGACUAGCCCAAGAACAGGUCUAAUUCAUUCCAGUUCAUGUCAACCAAUUGACUACUGAAUUUUGUAAUUCCCAUAGGUUUUGGACAGGGACCAUGUGGUUCAAGUAGGCAAUGGGUUAAUCGGACUAGAAACUACAUGUAACCAAAACUAGAAAUUGUUUUCCCAUGAAAAUUAGCAUAAUGAACAAAGGCUGAAGGAUUUGGGUAAUAAUGAGGGUUUUCUGUUCAUACAGAACACAGAAUUUAAAGUGUCCUUGAUGAUGGUUAUGAUGAUGUCAAAGUUGGUGCAAUUAUUUAAGGGGGCUUCAGCUUACACAAAUUUUCUAUACAAAUGCAAUAUAUAUAUUUCUGCACUGCAUGUAUGUUUGCUUGCAGUAGACAUAUGGUUCCUUCUUCAUAAAUGAUUGCUUUAAAAAAAAAAUGGGGUUGACCUAUAGCCUCAUUUCUUUUAAAUAGCUUGUCUCAAAAGGUCAACGAAACUUUUACUGAGUGAAAUGGGAAGUUUAUUUUCAAGUGAGAAAGAAGAAAUGGAAAUUUCUUAUUCAUUUUACUUGAAAUUUAAUUGUUAGUUGAUACUUGGGUGUUGUUUCAGGAAUGUGAAUGUAAGAAUAAAAAGAGAAAAAUCAGACAAGCUUAAUGCUGAAUAUUUCAUCAGAAUCGGAUGUUAAAUAGGAAAGUUAUGACAUUAUAAGAUUUAGGUUAAUGAGGAAUCUGAGGAUGUCACCCACUCACUAUUUCUUUUGCAGUUUAUUAUAAUAUUGGAUAAUCAAACAAUACAAAUCAAAAGAAAUAGUGAGUGACAUCAUUGACUCCCAUUUGCAUAUCUCUCUGUUGUACCUAUUACUGCAAUGGAGAAAAAUAAGCAAAAUUCUAAAUAGUCGUAAAUUACAUCUGAUUUCAGUGAAACUUUUGCUAGUUUGAAUUUAUUUCUUUUCAUUCAAAUCAACUUAUUAUUGGGAUGGACCUAUGAGUACAUCUUUACGAAAACUGGUGACAUGAAAGUUUAUGAGGAUAUCCUUGUUUUAUGGGACUUAAUCAGAUUCUUGUUUAAUUUUAUUUCCAGUAUCUGAUUAAAACUCUUGUUGAUAAAGGUGUCUAACUACAAAGCUUUUCCAUUGUCAAAAUUGUAUAGGGCUAUAUGAAAUCCAAACCUACAAUGUUAAAUGAGGAAAUUUUUCUCCUCGAACACAUCAAUCGUACCUGAAGUCAUGAUACUUACAAAAACUUUAUAAAACAACAUCCUGAUUAGGAUGUGCCUUGUUAAUGUAUUCUUCAAAAAUUGUUGGCUUUUGAUAUUAAUAUAUGGAUUUAUUGCACAUUUAACUUUCAGAAUUCAAUUGACACAAAAGUAUUUUAUCUAAAUAGUAAUUUUAACAUAGAACUUCUUAUACUUUAUUCCAGCACAAAUUAUAUAAAACAGAAGUGAAUAAUGUACAGUGAAGAACUAGUGCACAGUGAUUUUUGUUCUGCUGUAAGUAUAAUAAUGCACCAAUAGUCUUUCCCAUAUUGAACUUCAUUUUUCUUUAGAGCAAUUCCAGAAAAUAUGUAAACCAACCCCCUAUACAUGAGACUUUCUGAACAACUGGCCAUGUUCUCUAGUUCAUAUGAAAAGUUGUAAUGCUCUCAAAUUAUUGAGCUGUUCAUGAAGUGAAGUUAAAUAAUAAUUGAUAGAAGUGGGGUUGAUUAUGGACCUGAAAAUUAAUAAAUAUGGCUUGAGAAUAUAAAAUAGAACUUUGCCAAUUUACACACAGAAACAGUGGUUUUAUUUGAGUGAAUGUUUACUUGCAACACUUUGU
Molecule: messenger RNA, 5859 nt
Organism: Lytechinus variegatus (green sea urchin)
Lineage: Eukaryota; Metazoa; Echinodermata; Echinoidea; Temnopleuroida; Toxopneustidae
Gene: oplah
Product: 5-oxoprolinase-like
Exons: 29
Coding region: 155-4087 (1310 amino acids)
Biological process (GO): glutathione metabolic process
Cellular component (GO): cytosol
Molecular function (GO): 5-oxoprolinase (ATP-hydrolyzing) activity
Source: RefSeq, a predicted model, not a curated record